GGGCGCUGCAGCGGGUGCUGAGGCCGGAGGAGGGACGCGCCGGAGCGGGGCCGCCGGGACUGAGCGAGCGACAGACGCGCCACCCGCCGACGCCGCAGCCGCUUGGGGCCCGCACGGACCCUGUGCCUGAGUGUAGAAUGAGCCAAGGAGACUCAAACCCAGCAGCCAUUCCACAUGCAGCAGAAGAUAUUCAAGGAGAUGACAGAUGGAUGUCUCAGCACAACAGAUUUGUCCUGGACUGCAAAGACAAAGAGCCGGAUGUCCUGUUCGUGGGGGACUCCAUGGUGCAGUUGAUGCAGCAGUAUGAGAUAUGGCGAGAGCUUUUUUCCCCACUUCAUGCACUGAAUUUUGGAAUUGGGGGAGAUACAACAAGACAUGUUUUAUGGAGACUAAAGAAUGGAGAACUGGAGAAUAUUAAACCUAAGGUCAUUGUUGUCUGGGUAGGAACAAACAACCAUGAAAAUACAGCAGAGGAAGUAGCAGGUGGAAUCGAGGCCAUCGUACAACUUAUCAACACAAGGCAGCCACAGGCCAAAAUCAUUGUAUUGGGUUUGUUACCUCGAGGUGAGAAGCCCAACCCUUUGAGGCAAAAGAAUGCCAAGGUGAACCAGCUCCUCAAGGUUUCCCUGCCGAAGCUUGCCAAUGUUCAGCUCCUGGAUACAGAUGGGGGCUUCGUGCACUCGGACGGUGCCAUCUCCUGCCACGACAUGUUUGAUUUUCUGCAUCUCACAGGAGGGGGCUACGCAAAGAUCUGCAAACCCCUCCAUGAACUGAUCAUGCAAUUGUUGGAGGAAACACCUGAGGAAAAACAAACCACCAUUGCCUGACUGGCUCCCAUCAGUGUUAAUAGCGUCCCAGCUUCCUCAGAUCAGUUAUAUCACUGGCACUACAGAAUCCUUCUCUUUCUUAAGGCACUUUGCAUUGUAGAAUGUUCCUGGAUGUUCAUAUCUAGUGUUUGAAGGGGAGGAGGGAUUUUAACUGGUCCUGUACAUAGAAGGUUUGUUUGACACAGGAGAAAAAUUAGCCAAGGAAGAUGGUUGUUUAAAUUCAUUGGAAACCAGAACGGGACUUAUUAGUUAUAUGUGUGACACAUUCAUUGACUUAUCACUGUUUUUCCUAGGACAACAUCAAGCCUAAGUACUGAACAAAAUGAAGAUUCUUUCCUUGGCCUUUCUUUCUAUGGAUUAUGUCAUAUAUAAUAAUAAUUAGAAUAACACCUUCUUGGCUUUAAAACAGAUGUUUUUCCAGUUUUUAAAGUUCA
This is a messenger RNA of Kogia breviceps (pygmy sperm whale), 1261 nucleotides long. RefSeq names its product platelet activating factor acetylhydrolase 1b catalytic subunit 2 (gene PAFAH1B2). Gene Ontology annotation, molecular function: platelet-activating factor acetyltransferase activity. Lineage: Eukaryota; Metazoa; Chordata; Mammalia; Artiodactyla; Physeteridae. The record is from RefSeq and is a predicted model, not a curated record. Gene Ontology annotation, cellular component: cytoplasm.